AUGGAAUUUUUACAAAGAGGAUAUAAAGGGUUACUGGGUGAAAAGGGUCAAACACAAUCUGCAGCAGAUACUGUCAUCAAAUUAUGUGAUCGUGCAAGCAAUUCUACGUUGUUGGAGGAUAGGCGAGCAGCUGUGUUAGGUCUAAAAGGUUUAUCACGCGAGUAUAGACUGGAAGUAGGAGAAAGUGGUCUACCGGUUCUUUUGCGUAUUCUUGAUGAAGAUAAAGAUGAUAUUGAUAUAGUGAAGGCGAUUUUGGAAGUUCUUAAUAUUUUAUGUACACCAGAACGCCAACAGGAGCCUUCUUCAAAUCUAGAUUUAGGAGUUCGAUUCACAGAUGAACUUGUAAACGAACCAAAAAGUAUACAUUUACUAUUAGACCUCUUGAAGCAAUUCGAUUUCUACGUUCGAUAUCACGACGUGCAAUUGUUGUCGAAGCUUUUGGCGACUCGGCCAGAAAAAGUGCAAGAAUGUGUGUUGACUGCUCCGAUGGGAAUUCCGCGGUUAAUGGAUUUAUUGAAUGAUCGUCGUGAGAUUAUUCGAAAUGAGGGCCUUUUAUUGCUAAUCGCCCUAACAGAAACAAAUGCCGAAAUCCAAAAAAUUGUCGCAUUUGAGAAUGCUUUUGAAAAUUUGCUGGAAAUUAUUAAGGAAGAAGACGACCUGCAUGGCGGAAUUAUUGUUCAGGAUUGUUUACAAUUAAUCGUUAAUUUGUUGAGAUAUAAUGUCUCGAAUCAGAACUCUUUCAGAGAAACGAGCUGUAUACAACGUAUUCCUACACUCUUGGGAUAUCCGGUUCAGGAUCAGCAACAAAAAUCCACUCCUAAAGAACCCAUCGAGUUCCUAACACAAGAUUGGCCCGACCAACUUGUCAAUAACACAUAUGUACUACUGGAACUUAUCAGAAUUUUGGUGGUUCCGAAUAAUACGAAUACUGUAAAAAAUCAGAAUGUAAUGCAUCACUACAGCGUGCUGAAGCCGAUCAUUGAACUUGCACUGGCUUCGAAUGCGCCUUCCCCAUUAAAAGCUCAAGCUCUCUAUGCCUUGGCAGAUCUCAUUAGAGCAAAUCAAGCGAGCCAAGAGUACCUAGAAAAAAUAGUGAUCAGUAUCCCGCACGUGCGAGAACAGUCUAUGCAACAAGACUUUCGAUUGCCGCCUCGGCCUGCUGUGAUGGCUCUUAUCGCAAUUGCUGUCGGGGCUGAACACGUGGAGAAUUAUGCUACUCGUGCUGCUGCUACUUAUGCUUUUGAGUGCUAUAUAUCUAACAACUCAGAAGCACAAGUAGUUGUGGCAUCUACAUUGACUCCACCUCCGGAUCUUAAUCCUGAUCCGGAUAUAUUAAUAGCCAAAUCUCAAUCAGCCGGUACACUACUACUCUCUGCAAUUCUGGAAUGGGAAGAAUCCGCCGCUGAUCCAUACGUCGUAUGGUUCGCAUCCGUGAUUUUCUCGCAUAUCCUAAAAAACAAUGAACGCGCCAAAGAAUACGCACGAUUAAUAGACACAGGAGAUGUUGAGAACGACGAAGAGGCUGUCUCGUUGUUACAUGCUAUCGCGGGAAAUUUGAUGAUAGCUACUCGCAAUAAUGCAGACGUGCGCGUCUUGAUUGGAUAUUUGUGUUUGUUAUGUGUUUGGUUAUGGGAUAGUCCGAAAAGUGUUCGAGAUUUUCUAUCAGAAGGGUCUCAUUUGCAGAUUCUCAUUACACCAAUAACUCAGUCAUCUGGUGUCGAUGCACGAGUACAAGGUCUCUGUGCAUUUCUAUUGGGGAUAUGUUAUGAAUUCAAUGAUGAAAAGGAUGUUCCUAUUAACAGAUCUAUGCUUCAACCGAUUUUACAAAAUCGAAUCGGCGUGGAUCAAUGUAUUAAUCGUAUCACGCGGCUUCGAGAAAUUCCUAAUUUUAAGCACGUUUCUCAGUAUCUACAGGUUACUCCGGAGGAAGAAGAAAAAGGACUGCCUGAUUUAUUUUUCGACUAUUCAUUCGUAGAGUUUUUUAAGAAUAAUUAUGAAACAAUCCAAAAGUCUAUUAGCGCCGACCCUAGAGCCGGCCCAGCACCACGACGAAGUACAGAUUUAAAUGGUGGCAGCGGAAACUCGUCGAAUGAUUACUACGAUAUAUCGGCAGCAGCGUCUGCUGCUUCGGCAACUAUCGCAUCAUUAAAAACAGUGAUUCAGAAUCAGGAACAACAAAUUGACGAGAUGAAAGAACAGAUAAGUAAACUUAAAGAAACGUCAGAGGCUGAGAAAACCGCCUCAAUUAACGAAAUAGCAUCACUAACCGCACAAAUAUCGUCGCUACAAUCGCUAGUCACAACACACCAAACAAAACAAGCGACGUUGGAGAAGGAACAAGAAGAUACAAUGGAACUUCUUGCCGAUCAGGAUGAGACUAUUAAACAAUAUCGGAUAGUGGAGAUGAGAAAGAGGUAA
Ambispora gerdemannii is the source of this 2418-nucleotide messenger RNA. NCBI's taxonomy places the organism in Eukaryota, Fungi, Glomeromycota, Glomeromycetes, Archaeosporales, Ambisporaceae. The record is from the annotation of a GenBank genome assembly.